AUGUCUCAAACUAGUACGGGUUUUCUAUUCCACGCGUUUCGCAGAGCAACACUUGUCCAGCUGCGUAGCUAUGCGGCGAAUCCAGAAACUCGCCUAAUCCAUGUCGAAAAACAAUUCGACUCAGUUGAGCCGGAAAAACGUGACAAAGAAGCAUUCAUGGCAGCGGUUGCAAUGUUCAAGGAAAAGCGCGGUAGGACGCAUGUCGAGUUCAUCAACACCGCCCUCAAGUACAUAAAGGAGUAUGGUGUUCACAAAGAUCUCGACACCUAUAAAACAUUGCUCGACAUUUUCCCAAAGGGUAAAAUGAUUCCGCAAACAUCGUGGCAGAAAAUCUUUCUGCAUUAUCCGAUGCAACAAAAUUGUUGCGUCAAAGUUCUCGACGAAAUGGAGUGGAAUGGUGUGCAGCCGGAUAAGGAAAUCCACGACAUCGUUGUGAAUGCGUUCGGCGAAUGGAAUUUCGCGACGAAAAAGGUCAAACGAAUGCUCUAUUGGAUGCCGAAAUUGAAGCACUCGAAUAAAUAUUUGGAUAGGAGGCAUGUUGAAGGCAAAUCGUUGUCGCCGGCGGAGUUGGCUGGUGUGGCGUUGAAGAUGAUGUCGCGCGAUCCGGCGUCGACGAUCUCGUUGGUGAAGCUGUCCGAUUCGAGCUCGGCCGACUACAAAUGGCUGGCGAUCUCGCAGAGCCCCCAUCAGCGGCAGCUCAUCGAUGAGCUCGACAACGGCGACGAGGUCUUUGUCGAUCCGGGUCUCGUUUAUGUUCAAGACCACAAGAUCCCUUAUAUCCAGCUAACAGCCAAGAGCAAAUUGCCGCCGUUGGACGAAUUCAAAACUGAGGAGUUUGAGGAGAAUUACACGAAUUGGUUUGAGGAUUGGAAGAAACGAAGGGCCGAGGCGAAACGAGCGAUUCAUGAGCAGGAUCAUGAAACGAUUCUUGCGAUUGGAGCGAUUUAUAGAAAUGAUGAUUCAACAGCGCUUCGAUGGAUCGAUGAGCUUCAGAAGACCAAUAAGAAUCUUGAGAAGUUGAGGAUACGAUUGAGAAUCGAUGGAAAACCAAUAAUCUAG
This is a messenger RNA of Caenorhabditis bovis, 1059 nucleotides long. The record is from the annotation of a GenBank genome assembly. Lineage: Eukaryota; Metazoa; Nematoda; Chromadorea; Rhabditida; Rhabditidae.